This is a messenger RNA of Vicia villosa (hairy vetch), 1297 nucleotides long. Its product is annotated as transcription factor bHLH35-like. The transcript has 5 exons. NCBI's taxonomy places the organism in Eukaryota, Viridiplantae, Streptophyta, Magnoliopsida, Fabales, Fabaceae. Gene Ontology annotation, biological process: regulation of DNA-templated transcription. The record is from RefSeq and is a predicted model, not a curated record. Gene Ontology annotation, cellular component: nucleus. The coding region runs from base 192 to 914 and encodes 240 amino acids. Gene Ontology annotation, molecular function: DNA-binding transcription factor activity; sequence-specific DNA binding; protein dimerization activity.
UGGAGCUGGUACAACAGAAGCUAUACAUCCAAACUGUUAACACAACACGUGACUAAAUUCCACGAGACCUAUAUAUACACAAAUUAGGCAAAUCAAAAGACACAAUCACCUUAAAUUUCUUUCAAUCAAAAAAGCAUCCUAUUCUCUUUUCCUUAGUGUCGGUCUUCAAUUCAAUUUCAACUUUAACAAGCAUGGAGAAUAUUGAUCAAGAGUACAAACGUUUCUUGGAGAACAACAUGUUUGUCCAAAACCAAGAGAUUGAUAGCUGGGGAUUGGAUGAGGCACUUUCAGGAUACUAUGACUCAAGCUCUCCUGAUGGUGCAGCUUCAUCUAAGAACAUUGUUUCUGAAAGGAAUAGAAGAAAUAAACUCAAUAAAAAACUCUUGGAACUUAGAGCAGUGGUCCCUAAUAUUAGCAAGAUGGAUAAGGCUUCAAUAAUUAAGGAUGCAAUUGAGUACAUACAGCACUUGCAUGAACAAGAAAAGAUUCUUGAAGCUGAGAUAAUGGAACUUGAAUCUGGGAUGCCAAAUAAUAUUAAUCCAAGUUAUGAUUUAGAUCAGGAGCUUCCUGUGUUGCUAAGGUCCAAGAAGAAGAGAACAGAUCAAUUCUAUGAUUCUGUCAAUUCAACAAACUCUCCAAUAGAAAUCCUUGAGCUUAGGGUUAAAUACAUGGAAGAAAAUACAAUACUAGUGAGCUUGACAUGUACCCAAAGGACAGACACUAUGGUUCAAUUAUAUGAAGUGUUCGAAUCUUUGAACCUCAAAAUUAUCACUGCCAACAUCACUUGUUCUUCUGGCAAACUUAUGAAGACAGUCUUAAUCCAGGCAAAUGAAGAAGACAAAGAUCUAUUGCAGAUGAAGAUCCAAACAGCUAUUGCAGCUCGCAAUGAUCCUCUAAGUCCCAUGAGUAUCUAAUGAAGUGCAUAUAUAGGGUUGAGUAGCCUUGCCUUUCAAGUUUUAAUUAGAGUUCUUAAUCAUUGUGUUAUUUAAUUUCUUUCCCUACCUACUUAAUUUUACCUCCAUUUUCAUCCAUUUGUGUCCUUACAUAUGCUUGAUAAUACAAUAAAGGAUUAUGUCAAAUCACCUUGGAUCUACAUCGAUGCGGAUGUAGUUUCUGUUGCAUCCACGUACAUGUGCCUAGCUACAUCAUGUGUGACAUCAUGAAAAGUGUGAGCUCAAAUACUACAUGAGCUACAUCAUGUGUGACAUCAUGAAAAGUGUGAGCUCAAAUACUACAUGACAUGUAAAUGCCAUUUUCUUUUAUGAAAUGUAAACUCCUGCACUAGUAUCUUUAAUUG